Molecule: messenger RNA, 348 nt
Organism: Haliotis rubra (blacklip abalone)
Lineage: Eukaryota; Metazoa; Mollusca; Gastropoda; Lepetellida; Haliotidae
Product: beta-1,4-N-acetylgalactosaminyltransferase bre-4-like
Exons: 2
Biological process (GO): carbohydrate metabolic process; glycosphingolipid biosynthetic process
Molecular function (GO): N-acetyl-beta-glucosaminyl-derivative 4-beta-N-acetylgalactosaminyltransferase activity
Source: RefSeq, a predicted model, not a curated record
GGAUACCACCAGCCCGCCGGAUGUGCUUUCCCACAGCGACUUGCCAUAAUAAUUCCAUAUAGAGACAGAGAGGUGAACCUGAAGAUCCUCCUCAACAACCUCCACAGAGUGCUUCAGAAGCAACAAGCGGAGUAUGCCAUUUUUGUGGUGGAGCAGGAAAAUGGUACUCCUUUUAACAGAGGAAUGAUUAAAAACAUUGGUUACCUUGAAGCCAAGGCUCUGUGUCAUUUUGACUGUUUCACCUUCCAUGAUGUCGACUUGGUGCCUGAGAGUGAGCGGAAUACCUACUUCUGUGGGGAGAAGGCUUUGCAUCACUCUCAAAAACUUGCCUUUAAGAAUUACAGGUAG